GAAAAUUAGACUCAUUCACAACUCACCCUAAGAAGAAAGAUCAAUAUUGCAUUUACACAAAAACAGGCGGAUAUAAUGUCAUUUAUAGAGACUUUAACUCACUGCUGACCAAAUCGGAAUACGUUUUAAACACUUUCACCCUAAAUUAAACUUUGGACUUAAGUUCCACAGAAGGGUGUGACUGGGUGAGAAAAUGGCGUCCAGCUCGUCUCUCCCAGAGGAGGAUCUCUCCUGUCCUGUGUGCUGUGACAUCUUUAACGAUCCUGUCCUCCUGUCAUGUAGCCACAGCUUCUGUAAGGACUGCCUGCAGCAAUACUGGAAGCAGAAUGAAUCACGGGAAUGUCCACUCUCUAGGAGAAGAUCUUCUAAAGAAAAGCCACCAUGUAACUUGGCUCUGAAGAACCUGUGUGAGUCCUUCUUACAGGAGAGACGUCAGAGAGCUUCAGCAGGGUCUGAGGUGCUCUGCAGUGUGCACAGUGAGAAACUCAAGCUCUACUGUCUGGAGGAUAAACCGCCAGUGUGUUCGGUGUAUCGGGACUCUAAACUACACUUCAACCACAGAUUCAGACCCAUUGAUGAAGCUGCACAGGAUCACAAGGAGGAACUCCAGCCUGCUCUGAAGUCCUUACAGGAGAAGCUGAAGUUCUUUCACAAAGUUAAACAAACCUGUCAUCAAACAGCAGAGCACAUUAAAAUCCAGACCCGGCAAACAGAGAGGCAGAUUAAGGAGGAGUUUAAGAAGCUUCACAAGUUUCUACAAGAGGAAGAAGAGGCCAGGAUAGAUUCACUGAGGAAGGAGGAGAAGCAGAAGAGUCAGAUGAUGAAGGAGAAGAUUGAGGGGCUGAGCAGAGAGAUAUCAACACUUUCACACACAAUCAGAGCCAUAGAGGAGGAGCUGAGGGCUGAAGACAUCUCAUUCCUGCAGAAUUACAAAGACACAGUGAAAAGAGCCCAGUCCACUCUGCCGGAUCCACAGCUGGUCUCAGGAGCGCUGAUAGACGUGGCAAAACACCUGGGCAACAUAACCUUCAGAGUCUGGGAGACGAUUGUGACAUACACUCCUGUGACUCUGGACCCCAACACUGCCGACCCACACCUCAUCCUGUCUGAAGAUCUGACCAGUGUGACAUACAGUCAGGAGAGACAGCAGCUUCCUGACAACCCAAAGAAGUUUGAUUACUACGGAUGGGUCCUGGGCUCUGAGGGCUUUAACUCAGGGACACACAGCUGGGAUGUUGAGGUUGGAGACAGUACAGUCUGGUACCUGGGUGUGGUAGCAGAGUCUGUCCAGAGGAAGGGGGUCUUAUGGGGUGGAGACUGGGGGAUCUGGUUCUACCAUGGUGAAUACAAAGCAAGAUCUUCAUCAGCUCUGUUAACUGCUCUUACAGUGAGACAGAAACCUCAGAGGAUCAGAUUACAGCUGGACUAUGAGAGAGGAAAGCUGUUAUUCUUUGACCCUGAUAGAAACGCACACCUACACACAUUCACACACACCUUCAUUGAGAGAGUGUUUCCUUACAUUGGUAAUCGAUGCAUUCUGCACUCUCUGAGGAUCUUACCAGUGAGGGAGGGAGAGAAGAGACAGAUAAGAGGGGGAGAGGAUGGAGAGAGGGACGAGAGGGGGAGAAGGAGGCCAGCGUGA
Hypomesus transpacificus is the source of this 1642-nucleotide messenger RNA. Its product is annotated as E3 ubiquitin-protein ligase TRIM35-like. The record is from RefSeq and is a predicted model, not a curated record. The coding region runs from base 194 to 1642 and encodes 482 amino acids. The transcript has 7 exons. Lineage: Eukaryota; Metazoa; Chordata; Actinopteri; Osmeriformes; Osmeridae. Gene Ontology annotation, molecular function: zinc ion binding; protein binding.